GAGAGAGAGAGAGAGAGAGAGAGAGAGCUACAACAGGAUAUUUUGUCACUAUGGUUACUGGCAGUAGAUCUUAAUUUCUGUAUGUCAUGCUGCUCUCAUUCACGAGUUUGCUGUAGUGCUGUAGUGCUGUCAGGACAGCCCUUAUAGUCGAGAUUAGCUUUGCACAAGAAGUGCCAUGUCUUUUGGAUCCAUGUGACUUAAAGCAAAGGGAAAACAUAUUCCAUCUGUGAGCUACUAGUUCCAAAAAUAUCAAGAUGGGUUCUACUGCUGCGCCUGUGAACGUCGCCUUCCCAUCCCCCAACAAUUACUCUAACAAGACCACCUGUGACACCCUGUACGCCCACCGGGACUACGCCAGGGUGCUCAUGCCUCUUUUCUACUGCAUCGUGUUCCUGGUGGGGCUGCUCGGGAACAGCCUCGCUCUCCAUGUCAUCCGUCCCAAUCUGAAGAAGAUGAACUCCACCACCUUGUACUCCCUCAACCUGGUCAUCUCCGACAUCCUCUUCACUCUCUCCCUGCCCGUGAGGAUAGUCUACUAUGCUCUUGGCUUCCACUGGCCUCUUGGUGAGGUGCUGUGUAAGAUCUCGGGACUCAUCUUCUACAUCAACACCUACGCCGGUGUCAACUUCAUGACCUGCCUCAGCGUGGACCGCUUCAUCGCCGUGGUCCUGCCUCUGCAGUUUGCGCGAUUCAGGAAGGUCAGCAACGUGCGCUACAUCUGCGUCGGAGUGUGGCUGCUGGUCCUGGCGCAGACGCUUCCCCUAGUUGGCAUGCCGAUGACCAACCUGGAACCAGACGGUUCCAUCACCUGCAUGGAGUACCCAAACUUUGAGAAGGUUGACCACGUUGCCACCAUACUGAUAGGCGCCGUCUUCCUGGGUUAUGUCCUGCCCGUGGUGACCAUCCUCGUGUGCUACUCGGUCCUGUGCUCCAAACUGCACUUCUCAGCCAAAAGCAACCAUCUGACGGAAAAGUCCGGCCGGAGCCGCAAGGCCAUCGGUGUGAUCUGCUGCGUGUCCCUGGUGUUUAUCGUCUGCUUCAGCCCCUAUCACAUCGACAUCCUGCAGUACAUGAUCCGCAAGCUGGUGUCGAGCCCCGACUGCGCCGAUCUCACGGCCUUCCAGGUGUCGCUGCACAUCACCGUGUGCCUGAUGAACCUCAACUCCUGUUUGGAUCCCUUCAUCUAUUUCUUUGCCUGCAAGGGCUACAAGAGGAAACUCCGAAAGCUGCUGAAGCUGCAAGUCAGCAUGUCCUUCUCCAGUGCUGUGAGGACGUCACCCGAAGGCUCUUCCAAGGAUAUUAUAGACGGCAACAAGAUCCAACUCAACAGUUCAACAGUAGGCUACGCCAGCGAGAGACUCACAGAGAGGAGAUUUAUUCAGCCAGAUAAAUGAAAGAACUGAGAGUUAAACAAGAAAAGAGGACCUUUUCCGCUUGAGGCCUACUUUAAUCAAGACCAGUCAAAUAGAUCGAACAAAUCAUCUUGAACAUUAAAAUGGACGCGCUUAUGCCAUCUACAUAAGGAAAGUAUUUUUUUUUUAAGAACAUCAACAGACCGACAGUAUGGAAAUCCAGAAUUGCUGUGUUUACAUAUUUUCUUAUUAGUAUUUGUGAAUUUCUCAGGAAAGCAGAGGCUACUGCAGCAAGUAAAGCAAUUAAGAAAAGAGUAUAGUCUCCUACCUGGAAAGACUUGAGCGCUGAUGAGGAAGCGCAUGAAGCAGAACAUGUCGGAGAUGGACAGUCGAGUUGACAUCAAGUCAAACCCACAUUCAAAUUCCUAUGGGCUUGUAAUGUAGUGAAAGCUUAGGUUAUGUGCAGUGUGUGAAGAGUGAAGCAGUAUACUCACAUGACAAACGUUUGAAAGCGGAAGUGUAAUAUUUGCAACCGGACAAUGACCUCAGCGUUACUUUUAUGAACUGAUGUGAUCCGGUAGAUGUAGACAUGAGUUUCCGUCCAAAACAAAAUCAGACUCACAAUCUCAGGUUUCAGUUCAGCACAUUGUAAUACCUCAGGAAAGUGUUCAGUCAUUAUUUAAACUGCCUGCCAACUGAAUUAACCUUAAUUGGUGGGAAAAGCACCACAUAUAUCUCUGUUUUAACAUUAAUUUCCUUGUUAUAAAAAUGGGUCUGGUUUAUGUCAUGUAAUUUAAAGGGGCCCCGCUGAGUUUUCUUGUAAACAUACAGAAGUUAUGUUUACCUGCAGUGCUAUUCACCAUAACGCAAUGUGUGUAUUCUUGAGGUCUAACAAAUGUGUUAAGUGCAUUUCAUUCCUCAUUAAACAUUUGCUGAGCCAAUUGUUUACAUCCAUGUGUACUAGCUUG
Messenger RNA from Anoplopoma fimbria (sablefish), 2320 nucleotides. It is a transcript of the gene gpr183a, whose product is annotated as G protein-coupled receptor 183a. Gene Ontology annotation, molecular function: oxysterol binding; G protein-coupled receptor activity. The record is from RefSeq and is a predicted model, not a curated record. The transcript has 2 exons. NCBI's taxonomy places the organism in Eukaryota, Metazoa, Chordata, Actinopteri, Perciformes, Anoplopomatidae. Gene Ontology annotation, biological process: G protein-coupled receptor signaling pathway. The coding region runs from base 255 to 1394 and encodes 379 amino acids. Gene Ontology annotation, cellular component: membrane.